AUGGCUGAUGAUUCGGAGAGAGAGAAAAAAUAUCGGGAUAAUAAUAAUAGUAGUAAAAAACCGCUAUACACGAUAUCAUCAUGGGACGAAGUUCAUCCGACAACGUCGACAAUAAGGCGUCUCCCACGAGAAAACGCCGAAUAUAAACCUCGCCCGAAAACCGUUUAUUUUGCCGACAAUCCGGAAUAUUUUGUACUUAAUCGUCGUAGCGACAAAAAAGUGUUUGAUUGUAAAAAAAAACCGCAAACCAACAAUGACCGUCCCACUUCCGUUCCUCCAGACUUUUAUAAAAUUGUUAAAGUUGAAACGGAGUCCUCGGAGAGUCCUCGUAACCGGUAUCAAUCCAUAUUGAAAAAUAACGAUGUUACCGAGAGAAAACAAAGACGUGAUGUACCGCGAAUGGGUAGCAAUUGGAUAAACAUAAAAAGUUUUCAAACGCCCAUGGUAAAAACAGUUAUAAAGCACAAAGUAGAGUAUGAAGCGGAAGGGCAUUAUGACCGCGGGAGGAGGCCGUCGCAGGCCGCCAUGACCCAACGUGAAGACGUAAUAAAAUUUGAACAGGGUCGUAUAAAAGCAUUGCAAGAAGAACGUCUUCACAUACAAAAAAAAACAUUUACAAAAUGGAUGAAUUCAUUUUUACAAAAGGCUCGGAUGGAAGUGGAAGAUCUCUUCACCGAUUUAGCCGAUGGGAAAAAAUUAUUAAAACUUUUAGAAAUAAUAUCCGGGGAAAAAUUGGGAAAGCCGAACAAUGGAAAAAUGAGAGUUCACAAAGUUGAAAACGUUAAUAAAAGUUUAGCGUUUUUACAAACGAAAAAGGUACAAUUGGAAAGUAUCGGAGCUGAAGAUAUCGUUGAUGGAAAUCCGAGGUUAAUAUUAGGAUUAAUAUGGACGAUUAUAUUACGGUUUCAAAUACAAGAAAUUGAAAUCGACGUCGACGAAGACAAUGAAAGCAGCGAAAAGAAAUCAGCCAAAGAUGCAUUAUUAUUAUGGUGCCAAAGGAAAACGAAUGGUUACAGCGGCGUCGCCAUUCAUGAUUUCACAAGUUCGUGGAGAAACGGUCUUGGUUUCAAUGCUCUUAUCCACGCACACAGGCCCGAGCUGAUUGAUUACCAAUCAUUGAUUCCAUCGAGACACAUAGAAAAUUUAAACAAUGCAUUCGACGUGGCCAAUACAGAAUUGGGCAUACCAAGAUUGUUGGACGCCGAAGAUGUCGACUCGAGCAGACCCGAUGAAAAAUCAAUUUUAACUUAUGUAGCGUCAUAUUACCACACAUUUGCCCGUAUGAAGAAUGAAAUGAAAAGCGGAAGACGUAUAGCCAACAUUGUUGGACAGAUGAUGGAUGCUGAUCGGAAAAAAGAUUAUUACGAAAGACUGACGACGGAUUUGUUGGAGUGGAUACGGAGAAAAGUUAUCGAAUUAGAAGAUAGAAAUUUUCCGAAUUCAUUAGAGGGAAUUCAAAAAGAACUUUUACGGUUUAAGCAGUAUCGUACUAUUGAGAAACCACCCAAAUACAAAGAACGAUCAGAAAUCGAAGCAUUAUUUUUUCACAUAAAUACCUUAUUGAAAUCGUUAAAUCAACCUUGUUUCCAACCGAGCGAGGGAAAUCUCGUGCAAGAAAUACAAAGGGCGUGGGAGGGUUUGGAAACUGCGGAACACAGGAGGGAAGUCGCUCUCAGACAGGAAUUACUUCGACAAGAAAAAUUAGAACAAUUACAUUAUAAAUUUGUCAGAAAAAGCGUUUUAAGGGAGGGAUACGUAAAAGAAAUGAUACAAGUUUUAUCCGAUCCGAGAUACGGUAAUAACAUGGCUCAAGUUGAUGCAACUGUUAAAAAACACGAAGCGAUAAGUGCCGAUAUAUUAGCGAGGAAAGAAAGAUAUAGCGAUUUAAGUGCAAUGUCUGCCGAAUUAAGAAACGAAAAUUAUCACGGGGCUGAUAAAGUUCAACAACGCGAAGAAGAAAUUUUGAAAAAAUGGAACGAGCUGUUGGAUUUAUUAGAAAAACAUAAAAAUUCUUUGAACACUCAAAGUAAUUUAAUGGCGACUUUGAGAGAAAUCGAUACUUUAAUGGGCACCAUACAAGAUUUACAAGUUCAAUUUGAAAGUGAAGGAGUCGGUUCUCAUUUGCUGUCAGUUGAAGAUUUGUUGCAGAAACACGCUUUGCAAGAAUUGCAAGUGACUGCGGUUGGAGAAACGUUGGGAAAAUUGAGACGUCACGGUCAGCAAUUUGUCACGGCAAAGCACAAAGAUGCUCCGGCUCUUCAAGAAAGAUUGAACUUACUGGAUAAAGCUUAUAACAAUUUGGUACAAAGUAGUGAAGAACGAAGGAGUAGAUUGGAAGAUGCUCGAAAUUUAUUUCAAUUUGUACAAGAUCACGAAGAAGAAGAGAGUUGGGUCAUAGAACGUCAAAGAAUUUGCAUGGCAGCAAUCGUUGCAAAAGAUUUAAGAGCUGUUUUGAGUUUGCAACAAAAACAAAAAGCAUUGCAAGAUGAAAUGAAAGCGAGACGAAUGAAAUCCGAUCAGUUGUGCGAAGCUGGUCAACGCCUCAUAAUCGAUAAACAUCCCAAGGCUAAAGACAUUAGUUCCCGGAUACAAAGUUUGCAAAAAGAGUGGAAACAUCUUUACGAACUAGCGGACUUGAGGAAAAAACAUUUAGAAGAUGCUGCCGAAGCUUUUCAGUUUUAUACCGAUGCAAACGAAGCAGAAUCUUGGUUAAAAGAAAAAAUGGCUUUGGUUGCAUCCACGGAUUACGGAGUAGAUGAACCUAGCGCUCAAGCUUUGUUGGCUCGUCACAAAGAUCUGCGAGGAGAAAUCCAAGCUUACAAAGGGGACAUUACAAGUUUAAAUACUCAUGCGCAAAAACUUAUAAAAUCUGGUAUUGCAAAUUUAGAACUUUCCACCGAACCUGAACCUCCCCAAGAAAUAGAAGAAUGGACUACUGAAACUCGAUUGGUUCCCCAAGAAGUUUGGGAGGAUGAACCUUACGAAAGAAUAGAAAACAGGAUCGUCAUUGAAAAUCGCCUUUGCCCUCAAGUAAGAAGCCUUUAUCCUUUCAGCGGGCAAGGAAUGGAAAUGCAAAAAAAUGAAAUUAUGUUAUUGCUUCAUAAAACCAAUCAAGAUUGGUGGAACGUGAGGAAAGAAAAUGGGACUGAAGGAUUUGUACCUGCUAAUUACGUCAAAGAAAUUGAAGGAAAAAUUAUUCCCGUUCAAAUUCAACGACCCGAGAAAAUAAAAGAUACGCGAAAAAUUAAAAAAACGAAAAUGGUUCGUCAAACUGUUCGGGUCAAAAAACCAUUGGUUCCAAAAUCGCAAGGAAGAUUACCCAAAAAGAAAGUGGACGAUAGCCAAAAUGUAGAAAAAAGACAAAAAAAUAUUAACGACACAUAUGGAGAGCUGUUAAAUUUAUCGGAAAAACGUCAUCUCCUCCUUGAAGAUUCCAUCAGGUUGUACGGUUUUUACAAAGAAUGUGAUGAUUUUGAAAAAUGGAUAAAGGAUAAAGAAAAAAUGUUGAAAACCGAUGAUGGAAUGGACAACGUGGAAACAGCCAAAAGAAAAUACGAAAAAUUUUUAACCGAUUUAUCUGCUAGUGCCAAACGUAUCGAAAGUUUAGACAAAGCCGUGGAUGAAUUUGUAGCGCAAUCCCACUCCCACUUAGAUAAAGUGAAAGCGAGACAAAAACAAAUUCAUCAAUUAUGGAAUCAUCUUAAUUUAUUAAAAGCGGAAAAAGAAAAAAGUUUAGAAGGUGCCUCGAGCGUUGAGGUUUUUCACAGGACUUGCGACGAAGCUCGAGAUUGGAUGGCUGAAAAAUUAACGCAGUUAGACGGAGCCGAACACGGACCUGAUUUAAAAACGGUGCAAGCUUUACAAAGACGACACAGACACCUAGAAAGAGAAUUAGCUCCCGUUGAAGAAAAAGUAAACAGAGUUAAUUUGCUUGCAAACAGCGUGAAAUCUUCUUAUCCCCACGAAAGAGCUAACGUCACCACGCGUCAGAAAGAAAUUAAAGAUUUGUGGGAAAAAGUUAUAAACAAAGCAAAAGACAAGAGAUCCAGAUUGGAAGAUGCAGUCGGUCAGCAAGUUUUCACCAACAGUUCGAAAAAUCUUUUAGUUUGGGCCGAUUCGGUUAAAGAAGCUUUGAGAGCCGAUGAACCGGUGAGAGACAUAGCUACUGCGGAAUCUUUACAAAAAAAGCAUUCUGAAUUAGAUGACGAUAUUAGAGCUCACGAAGACGAAUGGAGUGAAGUCGUGUCUUUGGGGAAAAAAUUACUCAAUAGAAAUCCUCAACUCGAUGAUGUGAGAGAAAGAUUAAUGAAACUGGAUGCAGAGUAUGAAGCUUUGAGAAGGGGAUGGAUCGAAAAGGAUAAUUGGUUAAAACAGUGUCUCGACCUUCAAGUUUUCAACCGAGAAGCUGAUCAAAUAGACGCAUCAACAUCAGCACACGAAGCAUUUUUAGAAUUUUCCGAAGUUGGGAAUUCUUUGGAUGACGUGAAAGCUGCUGAAAAAAGACAUUUGGAUUUGGAAAAUACGUUGGCCGCACAAGAUGAAAAAUUACUGUCAUUUAGCGAUUUCGCGGAUAUUCUUAUAUCCAAACAUCAUUACGAUUCUAAAAACAUCGAUAAUAAAAGGCAUCAAGUUAUAGCACGUCGACAGGCCGUCAAAGAUCUUGCCGACGCUCGUCGAUCGGCAUUAUCGGCUGCUAAUAACUUUCAAGAAUUCGCUGCCAAAGUUGACGAUUUAAAAAGUUGGGUCAGCGAUAAAACCAAAGUGGCAAGCGAUGAAUCUUACAGGGAUUUGAGUAAUCUGGAAAGGAAAUUGCAAAAACACGAAGCCUUCGAGCGAGAGCUAAAAGCAAACGAAGGACAAUUAAGAGCCAUAAAUAAAGCGGGACAAGGAUUUACCAACGAUAAUAAUUACAGGAGCGAUGACGUGAGUAAAAUGUUAAAAACCCUUAACGCGGAAUGGGAAAACCUAGUCAAAUUGUCACGUGACAAAGGCAAGAGAUUGAGACAAGCCGCCGCGCAGCAUACUUACAAUAGAACAAUCGAAGAUGCUCGAUUAAAAUUAGAAGAAAUUAAACAAGCCCUGCAAUCCGAACAAGUCGGCAAUGAUUUAAGGCACUGUAAGGAUUUAUUAAAGAAACACAACGCAUUGGAAAUCGACUUGGCCACGUGGGAGGGUAAAAUAAAUGAUUUGACAGCCGUGGCUGAAGAUAUGGCGCAAGAGGGUCAUUUCGAUGCUGAAAAUAUUUUAAAAGCAAGUCAAGAUUGUCAAAAAAGAUUCGAAGAUUUAAAAGAACCCGCAAAGAGAAGGAGAGCAAUGCUCGAGGAAUCACUUAAAUUUCAUAAAUUUGGUUUCGAAUUGGAUGCUGAGUUGCAGUGGGUGCGAGAGCAUAAACCAUUGGCUACGUCUACUGUUCUCGGUCAAAACCUUCAUCAAGCUCAGUCUUUGUUCAAAAAACAUAAAAAAUUAGAAGCCGAAAUUGAAGGACAUCAACCAAUGAUUGAUAAAACAUUAUCGAACGGUCAACAACUUCUCGAACAAAAUCAUUUGAAAACUCCCGAGAUUGAAGCGCUGUGUAAAAAACUUGAAAGCGAGUGGCAAGACCUUGAAAAGAGUACAAAGGAAAGAGCUAAAAAACUUGAAUUAUCAUUAAAAGCCCAAGAAUUUUUUUUCGAAGCUGGCGAAGUAGAAUCUUGGCUUACCGAGAAAAAUGACGUACUCAGUUCUACGGAUUAUGGAAGAGAUCGAGAUGCAGCUACAAAACUCCUUACAAAACACAAAGCUUUGGAAUUGGAAUUGGAUUCCUACAACGGAAUCGUAACAGAAAUGGGACACGUAGCUGAUAAAAUGGUCAGUUCCGGUCAUCCGGAUGCAAAAGCUAUAUUAGCUAAACAGCAACUUUUGUCUCAGCAAAUGAAACUCUUGCAAAAAUUGGCCACUUCUCGUCAGCAAAGGCUCAUGGAAUCGAUGUACAGACACGAAUAUUUCCUAGAAUCCGCAGAACUGGAUCAAUGGAUCAAAGAACAAAUGCUGACGGCAACAUCCGAAGAAUACGGACAAGAUUACGAACAUUUACUCCUUUUGCAAAGUAAAUUCGAUGAUUGGAAGCACCGGUUGGAUGCAGGGUCGGAAAGAUUUAAUCAGUGCGAAGAAUUAGCUCAAAAAUUAAUAUCUAACGACAGUCCUUAUGUUGCCGACAUUGAAAAACGUCAGGAUCAAUUGAGCGAAUCUUGGGCAAAACUUUUAGAGCAAAUGAACAAUCGAGAGCAAAGAUUAAAUGCUGCGGGAGAAAUUCACAGAUUUCACAGAGAUGUUGCCGAUGCUUUGUCUCGAAUACAAGAAAAAAACGCGGCUUUGCCAGAGGAUCUCGGUCGAGAUUUGAAUUCCGUUAUUGCUCUGAUAAAACGACAUGAAGGAUUUGAAAACGAUCUUGUCGCUUUAGAAGCUCAACUUCAAAUUCUCAUCGAAGAUGCGGCUAGACUCCAAGCGCAGUAUCCGGGACAAAAUGCUGCUCAAAUAGAACAACAGCAAAAAUUGGUUCUUGACCACUGGGCGGCUCUUCAAUUAAGAGCAUCCGAUAGAAGAGAACUUUUAAACGAAGCUUGCGAUCUUCAUAAAUUUUUGAGUCAAGCUCGCGAUUUAAUGAGUUGGGCAUCUGGUUUAAGAGCUAAUAUGAUGACAGAAGAAAAAGUUAGGGAUGCAGCCAGUGCGCAAAUUCUCAAAGCUGAACACGAAGCCGUAAAAGCCGAAAUAGAAGCUAGAGAAGAUGUCUUUGGUAAAGUUGUGGCUUUGAGUGAGGAAAUAAUAAAAAAUAAUCACUACGCAACUCCCGAGAUAACUGAAAAAUUGACUGCUUUAUUGGAUGAAAGGCAACGUUUACACUCAGCAUGGCAGCAUAAAAAAGUUCAUUUAGAUCAAUUGAUUGACCUUCAUUUCUUUUUAAGAGACGCCAAACAAAUAUAUACUACGAGCAGUGCACAAGAAGCAGCUCUUAACAAUAAUGAUUUUGGUACGACAGUCGAUGAAGUUGCUUCUCAAGUCAAAAAGCACGAAGCAUUUGAAAAAUUAGUGGGCACUCAAGAAGAAAGAGUUCUCGCUUUGCAAGAGCACGGUGCUAAAUUAGUGCAGCAAAAUCAUUUCGAAACUCCUACCAUUAAACAACAUUUAUCUGACGUUGUUGCUAGAAGAAUGAAAAUAGCCCAACUUUGUCAGAAACGACGGCAAAAUCUCGAAGAUUGUUUACUUCACGCCCAAUUCGUGCGUGACGUUGCUGAAGCGGAGACUUGGAUAGGAGAAAAACAAAAGCGCCUGCAAGCUGAUGUAAAUCAAGGUGAAGAAACGGCGUCGUUAGAGGAUAAAAUUAAAAAAUUGCAAAAGCACCAGGCUUUCCAAGCAGAAUUGAGUGCAAAUCAACCCAGGAUAACAAACAUCAAAGGCCAAUGCGACCAACUUUUAUCGAAAAAGCACUCAUCUUCAAAACAAAUUCAAUUACAGUGGAACAACCUUUUGGAAUCGUGGAAAAAACUUUUGCAAGACGCUGAUAAUUACGGCCGAGGAUUAGAAGAAGCGCAAGAUAUUCUCGAAUUCAACAAUCAAGUUGAAAAAAUUGAAGCGUGGAUUAGAGACAAAGAAAUGAUGGUGCAAGCAGGAGAAAUCGGUAAAGAUUACGAGCAUUGUUUUGCAUUGCAAAGAAAACUGGAUGAUGUCGAUUCGGAUAUGAGAGUCGACGAUGCAAGAAUUAAAUCAAUUUACACUCUUGCGGACAAACUUAUUCGACAAGGACGAAGCGAUACGCAAGUCAAAAGCAGAAGAGAUAAAUUAUCUAGCAAAUGGCACGCCCUUCAAGGAGCUCUUAGCUCUUACAGAGAUAGACUCGGAGGAGCUUUAGAAGUGCAUAGUUUCAACCGAGAUCUUGAUGACACAAUUUCUAGAGUGGCAGAAAAGGCCACUGCCAUGUCUUCUACGGAUUUAGGUCGGGAUUUAGCUGCUGUAGAACAACUUAAAAGACGGCAAGAAACAUUGGAGAGAGAUAUGACUGCAAUUGAAGGGAAAAUGAAGGAACACGAAGGCACCGCUCAAGUUCUCAUUAAACGUUAUCCAGAAAUGUCUGGGUCGAUAACCGAAAAAUCAUCCCAUUUAAAACAGCAGUGGGAAAAACUACAGGAUUUGACACUCAAAAGGCGAAAUGCGUUACAAGCAGCUUAUACCAGACAUAAAUUUCAUUCGGACCUUAAAGAAUUACAAGAUUGGAUCGAGGAAGCCAUUAAUAAAAUGAAAGGUAAAGAACUUCCUGCGUCCGUAGCGGAAGCCGAGGCUGCCAUACAUUUACACGGAGAGCGAAAAGCGGAAAUCGAUGGUCGUUUGAAAAAGGCGCAAACUUUAAAAGAUUUCGGUUUGAAAUUGAUAUCCGAAGAAGAUGAUGAAAAACUCAAAUCCAGUUUAGACGUUCUCGACGAUUUGCAAAAGGAUUUAAAUGAAGCUUGCGAGGAAAGAAGGAAAACUUUACAGCAAGCUUUACAAUUGGCUAUAUUCAGAGAUCAAGCCGAUCAAGCCGAAAGAUGGCUCGAUAAUAAGGAAGCUUUUCUAAAUAAUGACGAUUUAGGUGAUUCAUUACCCAGCGUUGAAGCGUUGAUACAAAAGCAAGAAGCUUUUGAAAAAACAUUAGCAGCGCAAUCUAGUCGAAUAGAAGAUUUGAAGAAAUUCGCACAUGAAAUAGUAGCAGACAAGCACUACGAUCAAAGCGGUAUCGAAGCGAGAUUAAAUUUGGUCACGUCUAGAAAAAUAAAAUUAAAAGAAAGUUCCGAGGCAAGGAAAAAAAAACUAUUGGAAACGAAAAAAUUAUUACAAUUUUUAAGAAACAUUUACGAGGUUCAAACGUGGUUGCAUGGAAAAACCCAAAUAGCAAACGAUGAAAAUUACAGAGACUCGUCGAACCUUCAAUCGAAAAUUCAAAAGCACGCAGCUUUCGAAGCCGAACUUCAAGCAAACAAAGACAGGAUAAACGGUGUCAUAAACGAGGGAGAAAAAUUAAUAGCAGAAAAUCAUUUUGCAUCCGAUGAUAUAGAUUCUCAUUUAUCCGAAUUGAAAAGUCAUUGGGAUAAUUUAUUAAAAGCCAGUAAAGACAAAAAGGAAAAAUUAAACGAUGCGUACCAAGCUCUCAUUUUUAUUCGUUCGUUAGAAGAAUUAGAAAGUUGGAUGAAUGAGGUAGAGGGAAUAUUGAGCUCCGAGGAUCACGGCAAAGAUUUAGCGAGCGUUGCUCAUUUGCUUAAAAAACACGCAGCGUUGGAAAAUGACGUGGACGCUCAUGGGGAAAAUGUUAAAGUUCUGAAAGAAAAUGCAGCUUUAUUCGAUUCAUCGGAGCAUUUUAUGAAAGAAGAAAUCGACGAAAGGUUUUCAGCAGCUUUAAAAAGAUAUCAUUCUCUUCACGAACCGAUGCAAAUUCGAAAAGAAAAUUUAGAAGAUUCUUUGUUAUUACAUCAGUUUAUUCGAGACGUCGACGAAGAACUUGAAUGGCUUGAAGAGAAAGAACCGACGGCAACUUCCGAAGAUUUAGGAAGUAGUUUAACUACGGUUCAAAAUUUACAAAAGAAACAUCAAGCUCUCGAAGCGGAAUUGGUGUCCCGGGAACCCGUUAUUUCCGCUUUGGGAGCUCGAGCUCAACAAAUGGCACGAAGCAAUCAUUUUGCUUCCGGCGAAAUUGAAAAAAAAAUGCAAGAACUAAGUCAAAAUUUCGAAAGAAUAAAAGAUUUAGCCAGCGUUAGAAAGUUGAGACUUUUAGAUGCUGUAGAAUCGCAGACCUUUUAUACCGAAGCAAGUGACGCUUCUACUUGGCUGAAAGAAAAGAAACCGCAAUUAACAUCUUCGUACCUGGGAAAAGACGAAGAUUCCGUUUCUGCUCUGUUAAAAAAACUGGCAAGCAUUCAACGGGACCUUUCUGCUUUUGAAAGCACGGUUGAAAAGUUGAGAAAACUUUCCAAUGGCCUCAUCGAAAGAGGUCAUUUUGACAGCUCGAACAUAAAAUUAAAACAGUCCGAGCUUGAAGUGUCCUACGCAGAACUUUUAGAGUCUUCUAAAAUCAGGGAAUCAAGACUGGCAGAAAGUAAAAAAUAUUUCAAGUUCAUUCGUGAAGUGGAUGAAGUGGCCGAAUGGAUCAACGAUCAAACGGCUUUGGCCGCCUCGGAGGAUUACGGAAGCGAUGUUGAACACGUGGAAUUGUUAAUAAAAAAAUUUGAAGCGUUCAUUUCAUCGCUGAACGCAGCGGAAUCACGGAUUUCAAAAGCCAUUGAAAAUGGAAUGAAACUCGUAAAUGAAAAUAAUCCCGAGUCGCACAAAAUCAAAGAAAAAAUAAAAGAAACUCAGCAAUUGUGGGAUGACGUCAAAGAAUUGGCUCAUGCGAGGCAAGAGGCUUUGGCUGGAGCGAAACAAGUUCACAUGUUUGAUCGAGCAGCCGAUGAAACCAUUGACUGGAUAGACGAAAAAGAAGCCGCUUUGACAUUGGACGGUUUUAGUCAAGAUUUGGAAACUAUUCAAGCUUUAGUUCGUAAACACGAAGGAUUCGAAACGGAAUUGGCAGCCGUUAAAAAACAAGUCGAAAGCGUGAAAAACGAAGCAAAUAAAUUGGCGAGCAUGUUCCCUGACACGAGGGAACACAUCGAGGUUAAACAAGAAGAAGUUUGUGAUUCUUGGACGUCUCUUCUAAAAAAAGCAAACCAAAGACGGGAUCAGUUAAUGCAAGCCGAACAACUUCAAUCCUAUUUUGAUCAACAUCGAGAUUUGAUGGCUUGGUUAAAUGAAAUGAUAGCAAAAAUAACGGCACCGGAUUUAGCUCAAGACGUGACGGGAGCCGAAGCUCUUAUUGCUCGUCACACGGAGCAUUAUGCAGAAAUUGCUGCCAGGUCAGAUGAAAUCACUAAAUUUCACGUGGACGGAGAUAAACUCGUUAAUCAAGGUCAUUUCCUGUCGGAGGAAGUUGGUGAAAAAAUUAGGAUUCUCAAGGAUCGAUAUAAAUUACUUUUGGACACGUGGAAUAAAAGAAAAGAUAUUUACGAACAAAAUUUGGACACGCAAAUAUUUAAACGAGAUGCGGAUUUACUGGAAAAUUGGAUGACAGCUCGAGAACCCGUUCUUCGCGAUGGUCAAGUUGGAGAAUCGAUUAAUCAAGUCGAAGAUUUACUCAGAAAGCACGACGACUUUGAAAAAACAAUAUCGGCUCAAGAAGAAAAAUGUAAAGCUCUUCAAAGGAUUACUUUGUUGGAAAAGUAUUUCCAACAGCAAAAAGAAGCAGAACAAGCGGCUAGAUUGGCAGAAAAAGAAAGAAUAGAAAGAGAAAAAAUCGAAGCUAGAAAGAGGAAAGAAAUACAAAGAAUUACGGAUGAACGACGAAGGGAAGAUGAAAAAAGGCGGCAACAAGAGACGAGGCCAUCGGAAAUUAAUGGAAAUGCUGUUGUCGGCUCCAGAACGUUACAAGUUCCAGAAUCCCCCAAUUUACAUAAAACUGGUAGUUUCUCUCAGCUUAUCGGUGACAAAAUGCGACGAGAAAUGAAAAGGGCAGAAAGUAUGAAAAUCGAAACUAAAAAGCCAAAGCGAACGCCCAGUUUUACAACGAGAAGAAGAACUCAAAGUUUUAGAAAAUUACCACCCGUGGAAAUCAGAGGAUUACUCGAUAGAAAACAAGAUCUUCAAAGUGGGGGUAAAAAAGCACCCGUGAGAUCAUGGAAAACUUUUUACACAGUUCUUUGCGGUCAAUUGCUUUGCUUUUUUAAAGACAAAGAAGAUUUUGUUAAUAGCAAAGCAGCUUCAUCCCCUGUCAGCAUAUUGAAAGCCAAAUGCGAGAAAGCUCAGGAUUAUACUAAAAGGAAACACGUUUUUAGACUUUGUUGCACCGACGGUUCCGAAUAUUUAUUCUUGGCCGAUUCGGAAGAAAAAAUGUCGGAUUGGAUAAAUAAAAUAAGUUUUCACGCUCAGCUUCCUCCUUCCAUGCAACUCUUGAGUUACGACGAAUCGCAAAAAAAUAACGAAGAUAGAAUAUCAAAUACGACGGGAGAUGUUAGUUCGGGAUCUAGUCGAACGUCUUCUCCUGAGCCUACGAGUCCAGCAAAACCAAUUCAAACUCAAACGCAAUUUUUAGCUCAAUACGGACCUCCGAUUCCACCCCGAUCUGCUCCUCCUCCCAUUCCAACGGGAGUACCAAUGAGACAAAAGAGUAUGGAGAUGGUACCGGUCGGCAAAAUGGUUCACACGAUUCCUACAGGCACAGUUUGGACACAUCAUCUCCAGUCGUUGUCGCCACCGCCAUUACCCAUGACACAACCACCACGUGGAUAUCAAUAUGGCGGACAUCAGGGUUCACUUUCUCAAAAUGAAUUAUCUGGAAUAUCUUACAAUCACGGUCCCACUCUUCGAUCCGAAUAUCGAGACCCGAAUUCAUGGAUCCCCCACAAUAAUAGCAUUUAUAAUCAUGGAUAUGGCGAUAUAUCGCCGCCGCCUCCGAGGCCGGCUUCCAUGUUAGCAGCCCCACCAAGUGAAUUAAAUCGUAGAGCGAGCGAAAGUUCGAGCGAGUCGGAACUUCAAAAUGCCGGACGAAACAGCAAAGAAAAACGUCAAGGAGUUUUAUCGAAUUUUUUCGGGAGAAGGAAAAAACCUUCUAAUUAA
Pediculus humanus corporis (human body louse) is the source of this 12648-nucleotide messenger RNA. RefSeq names its product Spectrin beta chain, putative. NCBI's taxonomy places the organism in Eukaryota, Metazoa, Arthropoda, Insecta, Psocodea, Pediculidae. Gene Ontology annotation, cellular component: cell junction; plasma membrane; cortical actin cytoskeleton. The record is from RefSeq and is a predicted model, not a curated record. The coding region runs from base 1 to 12648 and encodes 4215 amino acids. The transcript is spliced from 31 exons. Gene Ontology annotation, biological process: actin cytoskeleton organization. Gene Ontology annotation, molecular function: phospholipid binding; actin filament binding.